Ictalurus punctatus (channel catfish) is the source of this 3151-nucleotide messenger RNA. It is a transcript of the gene pitpnb, whose product is annotated as phosphatidylinositol transfer protein, beta. Gene Ontology annotation, biological process: phospholipid transport. The coding region runs from base 8 to 823 and encodes 271 amino acids. Gene Ontology annotation, cellular component: cytoplasm. The transcript has 12 exons. Lineage: Eukaryota; Metazoa; Chordata; Actinopteri; Siluriformes; Ictaluridae. The record is from RefSeq and is a predicted model, not a curated record. Gene Ontology annotation, molecular function: phosphatidylcholine binding; phosphatidylinositol transfer activity; phosphatidylinositol binding.
CGAGAAGAUGGUGAUCAUCAAGGAGUACCGUGUGGUCUUGCCAUGCUCGGUAGAAGAGUACCAAGUGGGCCAGCUUUUCUCCGUGGCUGAGGCCAGCAAAAACGAGACCGGUGGCGGAGAGGGCAUCGAAGUGCUGAAAAAUGAACCGUAUGAAAAAGAGGGGGAAAAAGGACAAUACACGCACAAGAUCUACCACUUAAAAAGUAAAGUGCCUGGUUUUGUGAAGAUGAUCGCACCAGAGGGGGCUCUAGUAUUCCAUGAAAAAGCCUGGAACGCCUACCCAUACUGCCGCACUAUUGUGACGAAUGAAUACAUGAAAGAUGACUUUAUGAUCAAAAUUGAGACAUGGCACAAACCAGAUAUGGGCUUCACGGAAAAUGUACACGUGUUGGACCCGGAGACGUGGAAGACAGUUGAGGUUGUGCACAUCGACAUAGCAGAUAAAUCACAAGUGGAGUCUGGAGACUAUAAACCGGACGAAGACCCCGCACUCUUUCAUUCGGAGAAGACUGGGCGAGGUCCACUAGGCCCAAACUGGAAGGCAGAGCUCAGUGCAAAGACGGACACUCCACGAAUGUGUGCAUACAAACUCGUCACCGUCAAGUUCAAGUGGUGGGGCCUUCAAAGCAAAAUAGAGCAGUUCAUCCACAAACAAGAGAAAAGGAUCUUCACCAACUUCCACCGGCAGCUUUUCUGCUGGAUCGACAGGUGGGUGGAGCUCACCAUGGAGGAUAUCCGGCGGAUGGAAGCCGAGACACAGAAGGAGCUAGAGGAGAUGCGCCAUAAAGGCAAAGUAAGAGGCACAACAGCAGCUGAAGAUUAGGGGUUGGCCAUCUGAUAGGCAUACAGGUGGAACGAGAUCCCUUCGUAAAACCGGUCAGGUACGAGGCACCAGUGCUGCUCAUGAACAAUGAGGCAAAACUAAAGAAUCCUGCUGCAAUUUACUGUUGAAGGAAUGACGAUGCGACACACAAGCGACGAUGGCCUGUGGCGUGUUCGAGUCCUCCACCAGAGCGAUGGGAGCAUCCUAAACGAUCAGUAGUACUGUAGCCAUGUCAGCAUCUUACUCAGCACACCAAACAGCCUCACACUGACACAGAGACUCUCACACCUAUAAUCUACUUGCCUAUAAUGACUUUAUUGGAGAAUGGUAGAACUUGUGCUUUGGUACUGAAAAUUUAUUGGAUUAUUUUAGAAAUAACUACGGUUUAGUGAUAUUCCUGCAGCAGAGUUUAAAGGAGUUGGACCAAUUUUAACUGUUUAUGGUAAUAUCCCAGUGUUAAAUGUAGGUCUUGAGGGUUUUUUUUUUUCUUGCUGUUGUCUCGCCAUUUAAACUUUUUUCUUUUUCUUUUUCUUUUCACCCUCACAUUUUUCUCUUCUCAGAUUAAGCACUUGUCAGUGGGUUGAGGUGUUUUAAUUUUUUCAUUAUUAGUAAUAAUCAUGGUUAUAUUUUAGCCUGUUAUUUAGUGGACUAUAAUAGCUUUGUCUUUGUUGUUUUUUGUUUGUUCUAGAAAAUAUUAUGCUGUUGCAUGAAGGGAGUAAUCUGCAGCUAGAAAAGCAAGUGCACGCUCACACACGCACACAAUUUGCCAUCAAUCAUUCUGUCACAUUGGGUGAAGCGCACACACAGACCAUAUAACCUCUUUGGUUAGUGGCUUUGCAUGAGUUUAGCUAUGCCAUGACGGAGCAGGUGUUUUUUGUUUUGUUUUGUAUCCCUUCCCCCCCUCCUUCUGGAGAUCUUCCUGUCCUCAAAGGGGCCUCCGUCCUCAGCACUGAACGGAGUGUAGAUUCAGGCCGUUUAUUGGAGCGUUGAUUCCUUUCAACGAUUCAGACUAACUACCAGUGCAAUUACUGCUGCUUUUUCUAGAGCUCUUAGAGAUAGUGGUUUGCUGCUAGAUCUCGAAUGUCCAUGAAUUUAUUAGUGCUGGCUGAAAUGCUCAUCCUCCAAGAUCAAGAGUCAAGAUUUUUUAGAGCUCCUAAAAAUAAAGAAAAACUACUUCGAAGCUUCAUGCAUGUAUGCUUCAAAUUUAUAUAUAUAUAUAAAACCCUACCUGAAACAGGCCUUCUGUGUGACCCCUCUCAUGUCCGCUUUCAGUCUGGUGUCUUAAAUCGCAUUAGCCAGCGUAGCAAAAAAACCAAAACAAGAACCCCAGUGGUUAGCUUUCUUGCACUGGUCACGCAAGAGACCGAACCUGCUAUACAUAUACAGGGCUUUUUUGACGUUUCCUCUAUAACGUGCUUUAAAUAGAAUGUGUACAGUUUUCUAUCAUAGAGACUUUAAGAGAUUGGUGAUAUUACAUUAUUUCAUUAUGUUCACGGGGAGGUGAGGGAGAGAGACACAAAGCUGUACAAGAUUUUUAAGCGUAGAAUACUUUUAUAUUUUGUAGUCUGAGUGAUCGGCCACAGGAAAGGUGUACCUGAUGAUCUGUAACCCUCCCAAGCUUCUCACUUCUCCUCCUAUUGAUAUAUAACAGACAUUUAUUGAUGGGACGUGUUCAAUUUGAAAUGAAUCUUUUUGACACAAUCAUUAGAUCUGUGUAUUUUUUUUCUUCUUCUUUUCUUUUUUUUAUAGAGUAACCCAACAUGUUUACACUGUUGUGAAAUUUGAAUGAAUUGCUGGAGUUGGCAGCAUCUUUUUCAGGUUCAGUCACUAGGUGAAUGCCAGCCUCAGUGCUAUCAAAAGUUCAGUUUGAAUGCAGAAACUUCUCUCGUAGGGCUUUGUUUACUUGUUUCAUUGCGCAUCACAGUUCAAGCCAUGAGGAAAUUCCUCUAAAUCCGGAUUGAUUGAUCAGUGCACUGUAUGUGUUUGUCAAGCUUAACAUGAGACUCGUGGAGAGGCUGGAGUACUAUCAUACUGUUAGAGUUUCUCAAACUCUUUUGUUCACUUUAUACACUGAACACACUCUAGUGGUAGGGAGGAAAUGAGGGUUUUGAACAUGAGGAUGAUGUAUAAAUCAGAUAUACUGUAAUCAUGUGAUCAUAAUGGAGAAUUUGAGGAAACUCUAAUUUAGUUUUGUGGUCAGUUGAAUUUCAGGGGAAAGAUCAGUGAAUGUAUAAUUACAUUUUUAAAUUAUUUUUUUUUAAAUUGGACAAAAAGGUCUAGGUAAUGCAGCUGAAUGGAACUGAAUAUGUAAUAAAUUUCUCAAGUCUC